Molecule: messenger RNA, 813 nt
Organism: Encephalitozoon intestinalis ATCC 50506
Lineage: Eukaryota; Fungi; Microsporidia; Unikaryonidae
Product: phosphomannomutase
Exons: 1
Coding region: 1-813 (270 amino acids)
Biological process (GO): mannose metabolic process; protein N-linked glycosylation; GDP-mannose biosynthetic process
Cellular component (GO): cytosol
Molecular function (GO): phosphomannomutase activity
Source: RefSeq, a predicted model, not a curated record
AUGGAUAUUGGAAAAGUUGACAAAAUUAUAGAGAAUACUCCAAGAAGAGAUAAAAAAACUAUCUUUUUGUUUGACGUAGAUGGAACGCUUACGGAAUCCAGAUCUCCAAUAUCUAGGAAGAUGAAGGAGAUGCUAAAGGAGGUUAAAAAGAAGGUUCUCCUAGGAUUUGUGGGUGGAUCAGAUCUUUCAAAGCAAAAGGAGCAGAUUGGAGACGAUCUUCUUGAGCUAUUUGAUUAUGGAUUUCCAGAAAACGGUCUCAGCUUCUACAAGAAAGGAGCUCUGAUGUCUCAGAAAAAGAUAAUUAACGUCCUCGGAGAGGAACUCCUUAAAGAGUUUUCCAACUUUGUCCUAGAGUAUCUUACUAAGCUCGAAAUCCCCAUGAAAAGAGGUAAAAAUUUUGUUGAGCAUCGAAACUCAACAAUCUAUAUAAAUUUAAUAGGAAGACGUUGCAACAGAAAGGAUCGUAGAAAGUUUUUGGAAAUUGAUGAGAGGGGAAAGUUCCGAGAAAAAAUGGUUGCUGCGAUGAGAGAAAGAUUCAAGGACACUUGUCUAGUGUUCUCUAUUGGAGGAGAGGUAUCAAUUGAUUGCUUUCCGAAGGGCUGGGACAAGACAUACUGUUUGAGACACAUAAAGAGGGAGGGAAUCGAGAAUGUAUACUUCUUUGGAAACAUGACCCAAGAGGGAGGAAACGACUACGAAAUCUACAUCCAUAAGGAUGUCCAUGGAACAACCGUUAAAAACCCUGAUGAUACUUAUGAAAAGGUAAGGCAGAAGCUGAAAGAUCUGAAGCUUGGGGAUAUGGACAAGAAUUAA